AUGAAGGUGUUGUCCAUCAAGAUUAUCAUAGUGGAAAUAUUUAAUAUAGAAACAAAAUGUAUUUUUAAUGUAACUGCAGUAACAGGCGAUUUUGGUAUAAGUAAAUCUGCAAUUGAAACAUCAGAUGAUGAUAAUGAGGUUUAUGGAAUCAUUCCGUAUGUUGCUCCGGAAGUUUUUCAAGGACAAAAAUAUACUAAAGCAUCAGAUAUAUAUAGUUUUGGUAUGAUUAUGUGGGAAUUAAUGACAGGUAGAAGACCAUUCUGGGAUAGAAGCCAUGAUACAGAACUUAUUAUUGAAAUAUGUGAUGGUCUUCGACCUCCAAUUGUCACAAAUGCACCUAAAGGUUAUAUUGAAUUAAUGCAAAAAUGUUGGCAUUCUGAUCCACAUGAAAGACCAAGUGCUAAUUGUAUUCGGAAUGAAUUUUGUUAUGAUGGUAAAUUGUAUCCCGAAAAAGAAAGUAAAAAUCCAACUAAGAUUAUAAAUUCACCGGAUAUCGGACCUGUAACAACAAAUAAUGCAGGCGCUAUCUUUAAAAGUAGGCCAUUAAGUACAAUGAUAAAAUCUGCCAACUUUACAAGAAGUCUAAGAUUAAAAGGUCAAAAUGCUGCUUCAGGACUUGACAAAAGAAAAUUUAAUAAUAAUUUGAUUGAGAAUAAUAAUAAUGAUAAAGAUAAAAUCCAUAAAAGACUUAAAUAUUGUGAAGAACAGAAUGAUAAUUACUUAACAC
This is a messenger RNA of Rhizophagus irregularis DAOM 181602=DAOM 197198, 727 nucleotides long. NCBI's taxonomy places the organism in Eukaryota, Fungi, Glomeromycota, Glomeromycetes, Glomerales, Glomeraceae. The record is from RefSeq and is a predicted model, not a curated record.